Messenger RNA from Prorocentrum cordatum, 873 nucleotides. Lineage: Eukaryota; Dinophyceae; Prorocentrales; Prorocentraceae. The record is from the annotation of a GenBank genome assembly.
CAGCCUUUUUGGCCCGAGGCCCCCCCCCCCGCCGGCGCACAGGCAGUGGCCCUCCGCGCCGCCCGGCCCCGCCCCGCCUCGCGCCUCGGCCCCCCGCGCCGCCGCCCUUCUCGCGCCAUGGCCCGCAGGUAUGACUCCCGAACCACAACCUUCUCGCCCGAGGGCCGCCUGUACCAGGUAGAGUACGCGAUGGAGGCCAUCAACCUUGCUGGUUCUACCGUCGGGGUACUUGCAGCAGAUGGAGUGGUGCUCGCAGGCGAAAAGAAGACGAUCUCCAAAUUGUUGGAUCAGGCGAAGCAGCACGAGAAGAUCUUUCAGAUCGACUCGCACAUGUUCUGUGCCGUCGCGGGCAUCCCCUCGGACGCGAACAUCUUGAUCGACAAACUGCGGCUGACUGCGCGGCGGCACGCCUACGUCUAUGGCGAGCCCAUGCCAGUGGAGCCCCUGGUCACCUCCAUCUGCAACGAGAAGCAGGGCUACACGCAGUACGGAGGUCUGCGCCCCUUCGGUGUCUCCUUCCUGGUGGCGGGCUACGACACCCAGCACGGCUUCCAGCUUUACCACACGGACCCCUCUGGCAACUUCAGCGGGUGGAAGGCUUACGCCAUCGGCAUCAACAACAACACGGCGCAGCAGGUCAUGAGGCAGGACUGGAAGGAGGGCAUGCCGAUUCAGGAGGCGCUGGAGCUGACGGCCAAGGUGCUAACGAAGACCAUGGACACGGCAAACCCCAACGCUGAGAAAUUGGAGUUCGGCGUCGUCGAGAGGACGACCCAGGGGCAGGUGAAGUUCAGGAUGCUCAAGGACGCGGAGGUGAACAAGCUCAUGGCCGACGCGGCGCCCAAGGAGGAAGAGGUGGCCGCGGAAAAGUGA